This is a messenger RNA of Pelobates fuscus (common spadefoot toad), 8522 nucleotides long. It is a transcript of the gene CPAMD8, whose product is annotated as C3 and PZP like alpha-2-macroglobulin domain containing 8. The transcript is spliced from 42 exons. Gene Ontology annotation, molecular function: protein binding; endopeptidase inhibitor activity. Bases 290 to 5818 code for a protein of 1842 amino acids. NCBI's taxonomy places the organism in Eukaryota, Metazoa, Chordata, Amphibia, Anura, Pelobatidae. Gene Ontology annotation, cellular component: extracellular region. The record is from RefSeq and is a predicted model, not a curated record.
GAAAGGAGGGGGUGAAUGGAAAAGGAGAGCACAGAUGAGAUGUGAAGAGGAGGGCACAGGUAUAGCAGAGCUGUGGGGAGGAGAGGACUGUUUGAAUAUUUCAAGUGCUUAACACAACAGACGAACAAGUCGAAACAAGGGUUAAAUCCCUCCACACUGAGGGAGGGGGGAAGAGAGCAGAGCACACAGUGCUCUUUCCACCCCCAGGGCACACUCCCCCCUCCUGUGUUGUGUGCUGGGAGAGGAACACAGAUGCCCCUGUAGGGGCACAGGGUGAAGUCCUGUGUGUAUGUGUGUAUUCAACGGUGCUGGGAACAUGCCUUUCCUGUGGAUUAUAUGGAUCUUUUUCAGCUGCACCAGUGCUCAGGACAAACCUGGCUAUCUGAUAGCAGCUCCAUCUGUUUUCCGCUCUGGGGUGGAAGAAGCAAUCAGCAUCACUAUCUUCAAUGCAGUUGUUGAAACCAAGGUCCAGUUGCAGCUGGUGGUUAAAGGAGAAGCAGUGGCUGAAGGUCAUGGCUUGGUGUUUGAUAAAGGGACAGUGAAGAUACAGGUUCCUCUUGGUAUUCGGGGCCAAGCCUAUCUAAAAGUUUGGGGAAACAGGCAUUUGACUGAUGGCGGAUUCAUAUUCCAUAACUUUACUACAGUUACGGUAGAUAGCAAAGGAUCAUCCGUAUUUAUACAAACAGACAAACCUGUGUAUAAACCAAAGCAAAAAGUGCUGAUUAAUAUGUAUAUGGUAACACCUAAUCUUCGUCCAACCAGGGGAAAGAUUGAUGCUUAUAUUUUGGAUCCUCGAGGCUCUAGAAUUAUUCAAUGGCUUGAUUUAAAACCUAUCUGUUGUGGUGUUGUUAAUAUGAGUUUUCCACUAUCUGACCAACCUGUGUAUGGUGAAUGGCUAAUAUUUGCAGAGACGCAAGGUCACGUAUACAACAAGUCAUUUGCUGUGCAGAAAUAUGUUCUGCCAAAGUUUGAGCUAGUGAUUUCUCCUCCUCCAUAUAUUCGAGAUAUCGGCACCUGUGAGAAGGGUUCUGUUACUGCAAGAUAUACGUUUGGGAAGCCUGUGAGCGGAAUUUUGGUAAUCAAUAUGACAAUUACUGGUGUUGGGUAUUACAGACAUGAAAUUGGACUCCAAGUUCUCAAAACCAUGGAGAUUUAUGGCUCAGCAGUGUUUGAUAUCUGUGCCAAAGACAUGAUGCCAGUAGACUUUCCUGAACAUUUCCGAGGGACUGUAAAUAUUUGGGCCACCGUGACUUCUGUAGAUGGCAGCAAGCAAGUUACCUUUGAUGACACCACCCCUGUUCAAAAGCAACUGAUUGACAUCAAAUACACCAAAGACACCCGCAAACAGUUUAAGCCAGGCUUACCCUAUCAAGGAAAGGUGGAAGUGACAUUCCCCGAUGGCAGCCCAGCACAUGGUGUUAGCGUACGCAUCAAAGCCGAACUAACUCUCAAGGACAACGUGUACACCCGUGAACUUGUGUCCCAGAAUGGCUUAGUGGAGUUCCAAAUCCCAUCUAUCCCUACUGGAGCCCAGUAUGUCUGGCUAGAGAGUAAAGUAACAGCUAUUGAUGGGAAACCAGUAGGAGACCAGUAUCUGCCCAACUAUUUGUCAAUAAGUAGCUGGUAUUCUCCAAGCAAGUGUCACCUCUUACUGCAGCCACCUGAGAAACCAUUUCUGGUUGGGGAUGAGGCCUGGAUUGCUGUGAAGUCCACCUGUCCAUGUAAUUUCACUUUGCACUAUGAAGUGGCCUCUCGUGGAAACAUUGUGCUCUCUGGACAGCAUGCUGGCAAUGCCACUCUGCUCAGGGGCAAAAGAUCAACAUCUGUGACAUUUAACAAGGAUGUCUACGGAACAGUUGCACCAGGUGGAGAGUCCACACAGACAAGCUCUACAGACCCAGAUGUUUGGGUAACAUAUGUACAUUUCCGCAUCACUCAUAACAUGGCUCCUUCAAUCCGCUUGCUAGUAUAUUAUGUGAGAGAGAAUGGAGAAGGAAUAACAGACAGUGCUCAGAUACCUAUUAAGCCUGCUUUCGAGAACCAGGUUUCUCUAGUCCUCUCCACCAAUGACUCCAGACCUGGUGACACAGUGGAUUUCAAAGUGAAAGCUGCCAGAGCUAGCUGCGUGUGCGUAUCCACUGUGGAUAAGAGUGUUUAUCUUUUACGGAAUGGUUUUCAGAUUACACCUGAACAGAUAUUUCAGGAACUGGCAGAGUUUGAUGUGUCUGAUGCAUAUGGGACCGGGAAGGAUGAAGGCCAUUUUUGGUGGCCUGGAAUGGGGUCUCGUAGGAGAAGACGUUCUUCUGUGUUUCCUUGGCAUUGGGACAUCACCAAAGAUGCACGAUUUGCUUUCACAGAGGCAGGACUGGUUGUAAUGACGGAUAUUGUGAGUCUAAAUCAUCGCCAGAGUGGGGGAAUGUACACAGACGAGGCUGUGCCAGCCUUCCAGCCACACACAGGGACACUAAUGGCUUCAUCCCACUCCAGAAUUGCCCCUCGAACUGAGAGGAGGAAGAGAACUUUCUUUCCUGAAACCUGGAUCUGGCAUUGCUUUAAUGUUAGUGAAGCCACUGGUGAGGCAGAGUUACACAUGGAGGUCCCAGACUCUAUUACCACAUGGAUAACCGAAGCAAUUGGCAUGUCUGAAGAGAGUGGGCUUGGAGUGGCCAAAUCUGCUCACCUCAAAACCUUCAAACCAUUCUUCAUUGACUUCACGCUGCCCUACUAUGUAAUACGAGGGGAGCAGGUCAAAAUACCACUUACAGUCUACAACUAUCUACCUGUUAGCGCAGAGGUACACAUUAAAAUAAGCAUCCCAAAGGGAAUAAAAUUUGUGGGAUAUCCAGGGAAGCAGCAUCUGAUCAGGAAGCUUUGCGUUGCCUCUGGGGAAACCAAACCCACGUCUGCUGUUUUUUCCUUCUCUGAACUGGGCCAGGCAAAUAUCUCAGCCAGAGCUCUAGCAUAUGGUAGUUAUAAUUGUCACUCAGAGGGACCUAACGGCCUCAAGAACACCAAGCAUCCAGAAGACACCUAUGUUGAGAAGAAGGUUCCAGCUGGGAGUGACUUUGUACGUCGAAGCAUGAUGGUUGAGCCAGAAGGUUUAGCACGCGAAUACACAUACAGUGUCUUCUUCUGCCCAAAUGAGAAAAUUCAGAUUUCCACUCCCAACAAGUUUGAGUAUCAGUACAUACAGAAGCCCCAGCGGAUGACUCAUUUCGAGCUGACUGUUAAGGCUCACAAUGACGCACAUGUGGCAUUGUCCUCAGGACCCCAUGACAUGGCUGAGAUGAUAGAGAUUGUGAUUGGGGGGCAACAUAACUCCAAAACCUGGAUAUCUAGUAGCAAAAUGGGAAAUCCAGUGUCCAGUGCAAGUACUACUGGCAUUUUAUCCUGGGAUGAGUACCGUGCAUUCUGGAUCAGCUGGAAAAAUGGCUUAAUACAGGUAGGACACGGGACGCAGGGCUCCAAUGACUCUGUUAUCGUAGAGUGGGCAGCGGCCAGGCAGCCUGACGUGAAGUUCAUCGGUUUUUCCACCGGCUGGGGCUCCAUGGGGGAAUUUAAAAUAUGGCGAAAGGAAGAGACAGACGAAAAUCACAAUGAGGCUUUCACCCUUGGAGUUCCACACAAUGUCAUUCCAGGGUCUGAGAGAGCCACGGCAUCCAUUAUAGGUGAUGUGAUGGGUCCAACUGUGAGUAAUUUGGAUAAUCUCCUUCGACUCCCAUUUGGCUGUGGGGAGCAGAAUAUGAUCCAUUUUGCCCCUAACGUUUUUGUGCUGAAGUAUCUUCAGAAGACCAAACAGUUAUGCCCAGAAGUAGAGAGUGAAGCAGUGGAUUAUCUUUUGCAAGGGUACCAACGUCAGCUAACCUAUAAGAGGCAGGAUGGAUCCUACAGUGCUUUUGGAGAGAGGGACUCGUCUGGCAGUAUGUGGCUCACUGCUUUUGUACUGAAAUCGUUUGCUCAGUCUCGUGGCUUCAUCUUCAUUGACCCAGGGGAGCUUAUUGCUGCCAAAGACUGGAUCAUUCAGCAUCAGAAGAAAGAUGGCUCUUUUCCUGCCAUGGGACGAAUCCUAAAUAAAGACAUACAGGGUGGAAACCAUGGAAAAGUUGCUUUGACAGCAUAUGUUGCUGCUGCUCUUCUGGAAACUGGAAUCACGUCUGAAGAAGAAAGAAUUGCGGUAUCCAAAGCCAAACUCUUUCUAGAGUCCCACUUGUUUUCGGCAGAUGAUCCUUACACUACAGCACUGAGUGCAUAUGCCCUGACACUCUUACGCAGCACUUUUGCCCCUGUUGCCCUCCGGAAAUUGAAUGGCAUGGCCAUAACACAAGAUGGCUUCACACAUUGGAGUUUGACUGGGACCAUGGCCGCAGAAGAGGACACGUUCAUGGGAUUUAAUGAUGGUCUAUCACAAUCAGUGGUUUCAGCAGAGGUAGAAAUGACCGCAUACGCUUUGCUGACUUACACCUUACUUGGAGAUGUGGCCUCUGCACUUCCUGUAGUGAAAUGGCUCUCACAGCAACGCAAUGCACUUGGGGGUUUUUCAUCAACACAGGACACUUGUGUAGCUCUUCAGGCUCUUGCUGAAUAUGCAAUCCUCUCUUAUGUUGGGGGUGUUAACCUCACAAUAUCUUUGGCUUCAACCAACCUAGAUUAUCAGGAAACAUUUGAGCUCAACUAUCUGAAUAAGAAGAUCCUGCAGACAGCUAUGAUUCCCACCAUCCCAACUGGUUUGUUUGUCAGUGCUAAAGGGGAAGGCUGUUGUUUGAUGCAGAUUGAUGUCCAUUACAAUGUUCCUGACCCAGUGGCCAAGCCUGCCUUUCAGUUGUUGGUCCAUCUGAAGGAGCCAAAGCUUGGUAGAGAGAAGAGACAUGUUGGACGCCCAGAGACUCUUUUAAGAGACCGUGCUAUCCCUGAUGAUGAUGACCCAGGAUCCCACCAAGACCAUCAAGAGUACAAAGUAACUCUGGAAGCUUGCACCAGAUGGCUCCACACAGGCGCUUCUAACAUGGCUGUUCUUGAACUCUCCUUGCUAUCGGGCUUCCGAGCAGACAUUGAAAGCUUGGAGCAGCUACUCAUGAACAAACAGAUUGGACUAAAACGCUAUGAAGUAGAUGGAAGAAAAGUGCUAUUCUACUUUGAUGAGAUACCUAGUCAGUGUAUGACCUGCGUACAAUUUCAAGCAUUCAGGGAAUACAUUGUGGGGAAAACGGCACCAGUUCCAGUAAAGAUUUAUGACUAUUAUGAGCCUACAUUUGAAGCCACAAGAUUCUAUAAUGCCAGUGAGAGCAGUCCAUUGUCACGGGAACUUUGUGAUGGGACCACAUGCAAUGAGGUGGAGAGCUCAACUAGCCACUGGACAGGCUUUGCCCCUUCUGGCUCUUGCAAUGGAGAAAUUUUUUGCCGUGAAGAGAAUCACUUUGAGCGCUGUAUGUGCUACAGAGAUUGUGGAUAUGAUGGAGACCCUGUGUGUGGCUCUGAUGGAGUCAUCUAUCAAAACCAGUGUCAGAUGGAGGUUACAGCAUGCAGGAAUAACACCAGGAUUGAGCAAGUGGCUAUGACUCAGUGCACCAUGGAAGAGAAUAUAUCUGAAGAAGAGUCGGACAUUGCAACAGUCAAAGAGCAAGAACCACCUCAGGAGACAACGGAAGAGGGAGCGCCUGCUCACCAGUCCGAGGUUUCUUACUAUUCCUAUGAGUAUGAUGUGGAUCCCUACACUAGUGAUAAUGAAGAUGGCCUGGAAAUAGGAACUGAGCUAACAAUAGCUGCAAGCUCAGUAGAGGAAGCAGUAAAACUCAAUACAUCAGCCACCAUUGAAUGGUAACCAUCCUUCAAUAGCUAUGUAAUAGCUAUGUACAUGGAAGACAUGGAUGAUCAGUAAUGAUACCUGCUUUGUUCAUGUAAGAUCGGGAUGGGAUCCCCUUGGUAUCCACUCUUUUUUUUACUUCUUUGAUCCUUUUUUUUCAUCAGCAGAACACAAAGUGGCUAUUAGGAUGCAGAAACUUUUCCCCUUGGCCAAUCUAAUAUAAAGGACAUGGAACAAUUUCACCUUUAUAUGUCCUGACUACAGAAGACAAAAAAAAACAAAAACAAAGAACUGACUUAAUGGUUUUCCGAUUUUCAGGGGAAAACUAAUGGUUCUUUAUUCUUCAUGAUUUGUUUUAAUGUUUUAAACCAUAUAAGAGCUAGAAUAAAAAGAUUGAGUGUGUGGUUUUGGUGCAUAUUAAAAAUAGAAGUCAUGACAACUUCCUUAAAUGCUUUCAGUUCCCAAUCUUCAGUUCACAGACCUUUUCAUCUAUUCAUAAGAUGCUGUUUUAUAAACUCUCAAGUCUGUAACCAAAAUUCUUCUUCUUGAUACUUAAUGCUAAGCGAACGGUCCAUACCUUAAUGCAAACAUCUUUAAAAAUGCAUUUGAUUGCUCUUUUCAUCUGGGUGUAGGAGGAUAUUUUUUGAAUGCAAUAAGUUAGAGAAGGACGUGCUUAUAUGUUUGUGAAUGCCAUGGAGUAAGACUUAUAUGGGAAAUGUUUAAGUUGUAGCAAUUAUUCCACUGAAAAAAAGGUAAAAUUCUGUCUCAUGGGUGAUAAUUAAUAUAUUUGUUUCCUAUUUGUUUCCCUGUGUUAAUGUUAUUAUGCUGGUAAAGUUUGUUUUAUCACUGUUAUAUAUUUUGAGAUUUGGAUAUAACCACAUCAUUCAUUUUCAUGGUAAUACAGUGUUACUGUUUAUUAGUGGACAUGUUCUUUUAGGGCAUAAUAUCAAUAGAAUAUAGUGUUUCUGCUCAUAUAAAUACAUUUGUAAUUUUUUUUGCAAUCACACAGAAACCAGUUGUAAAGUGCAAUAAGUAUGUUGCAUUUACAUAAUUUCUAUGUCCCGUGUUCUUCCAACAAACUAAAGAAAUGAAUAGAAUAAAAUGUAUUGUGAUGUAUGCAAGUAUGCAUAUUUAAGCUCAGACAUAUUUGUACCAAACACCAAGUACGAACAACUCCAACAUCACUUGUAUUAAAUGUAUACUUUAUGUGACACUUUAACCAAACAGAAUAGUGUAUUUUUGUAGUAUGAUUUCAUUAAAGCUGUACGUUUUUCCCCAACUCAUCAUUUAAUUUAUUCUCAAAUUAAGAGUCUGUGCAGAUGGGGCAACAAGAGCUUCCACUUUGCUCAGAUCAGGCUCCUAGCAGCUUCAGUGGUUAAGUCAUCAGGAUGUGUAUUCUCUUGGCUAACCUUAUGCCACCAUGGAGAAAUCACUCAAAUGGAAUUUGUGAAGCCAGUAUGCUUUGCCGUGAGAUUAUGCUUGGGAAUCCCACCUUCCUUUCUCCGUUUAUAAGGUUGCAAAACACACAUGAAAUGUUUAAUUUCAUUAAAUCAGAAUGCUUUUUAAAAAUAUAUAUAUAUAUAUUUCAUAUGCCAGAUAACUAUGAUGCUUUUUUUUCACCUUUUUUGUCUUGCAUCCUUAGCCAUGCUUGUAAUCAUUAUUGUGGUUGAUGUAUCCACUUGGUAGGUUUGAUGGUGAGCAAUUGUAUAGGCUCCAGGUAUUUGAAUUUUCCUACCCCAGAGAUAGCUGUUUUGUAAUAUUCUGUUUAUUAGUUUGUAGGAUUGACAAAACACAACAGAGAACAGAGUAGUGGAGGAGCUUAACAUUUUAAUGUUUCUCUCCAUCCAUGUCUUCCACAAAAUGUCCUAAAAGGCAGGGUUCCAAACAUGUUAUACAUGGACACCCUUUCUAUAUGCCAGUAGUUACAAUACAGUCGGUUAUGUUUCUCCAUAAAAUUCAAUGUCUAGAAACACACUGGACAUUACAGCCCAAGCAAUAUACAUACUAACAAGAGGAAUUAAUUAAAGUGUUAAUAUAAUGUUUAUUACAAAUUCUCUUCUUUAGUUCAAAAUGGCCUCCGGACUUUUAUUUCUUUCCAACUUUGAUUUGUUAUAAUGUCAUUAUUCACUCAUCCUACUCUUCUCUUUCUUGACAAGUCGAGAUCCACCUGGAGUGAACCUGUAUCAUAGAGCAAAUCAUCAUUUGCCCUUUUCUGAUGCUCUAUUUAAUGCACAAGACUCUCUGUAUCUGAAAUGUAAUGUAUAAAAAAAGUCAUAUAUAUAUAUUUUCUACUGUCCUUUCAAGCACAUGUAUAUAAGUGAAAAUUUAAACAGAAAACCUAUUGUGUUUUAUUUUCUUGCCAAGGGCUUUGUUGGUUUUCUUAGAUCUUAGGUAAAUUCUACUUCUGUGGGGUGGGCAAGAGAAAUGGCAUUAACACACCUUUGAUCUUAAUAUUUUUAAAGCUUCUAUACACUGAAAAAAAAAAUCUAGAACCUUACUGCUAUUGGCUAUUUACUACUCUUGGUAUGUCUCAAGUUGGCUAUUAGAGCGGUGGGUUUAAUCCUAAAUGUUAGUGAAAGUGUUGUUAUUUUUGCUGAUUUAAUUUUAUAAGCUUGUACCAAGGUUUUAUGCUAGGUAUGUAUAUUAUAUGGAUGUAAUUUUGUAUCUGGUAAGCUCAGAGUUAAUGAUACUCAAUUAACAAUUUUGUUAAAACUGAAAUAAA